GCAUAGUCGGUUUCAUCUAAUAUUAUCUACUAUACAUUUCAUCUUUUUUGGGUCUUCAGGUGGUCUUGAAACCAACAAAUUCAAUUUCCACAGAACAAAUCCAUCUUUCAAGACAUGCCUGCCUCUGUAUGUGCGUUUGACAAAACAUAUGAGUUGUCUUUGUUUUGUUCUUAAUAAUAUCACAGAUAGAGAUAACUCUUAUUUUUAUUCCUUACACUAAUCUGACACAAGUUAACUUAAUAAGAAAAGUAUUUGUUUACUCUAAAUUAUCUGUUAAACACAAAGGUUAGUCAUUUCAGCCUUCAAGUUCAAGUAGAUCCAGAUCAGAGUUUUGUAGCGUCUCUUAAACCUCAAACUAUCUCAAAAGUCAACUCUUUUGUAUUGAUCACAUGAUGAUACCAUAUCUUUAGGGUUAAGCUAUAAACACUGGUACAUAAACCAUCUAUUAUAUAUAUGUCUCUCCAGAACCUCAAAAGAGAAGGAAGAAGUCAAAGGGAUCUGUUAGAACCAAGAACCUCACGGUGAAUAUGAAGUUGUUUGAUGCUCAUUGCCACCUUCAAGACAAGAGGGUCAUCGACAAAGCCUCUCAGCUCAUAUCUGCUGCUUUAGCUGUCGGUGUUACCAAUUUCGCUGUCAAUGGAACCUCCGAGAAAGAUUGGGACUUGGUGAAAGAGAUGGGAGAGACGUAUCUUUCCGUUGUUCCUUGCUUUGGACUUCAUCCUUGGUUUAUUGCUGAUAGAAGCCCUCAUUGGUUUAACACAUUGAAGAAGUUCUUUGAGACCACUCCUACUGCUGCUGUUGGAGAAAUUGGUUUGGACAAAGGUCCCUUAGCAGGAGGAAUUGAUUACUCAGACCAGCUUGUCGUGUUUCGCCCACAGCUUGAACUUGCAAAGGAACUGAACAAACCAGUAGCAGUUCAUUGCAUCGAUGCAUUCGAUGAUCUCCUAGAGAUAAUGAGAUCCGUAGGGCCUUUUCCUGCUGGUGUGAUUCUUCAUUCAUUCAAUGGUUCAGCUGAAGUUGUUCCUAAACUCGCUGAGCUUGGUGCAUACUUCUCUUUUUCUGGCUGGUUCACUUAUAUUGAUGAGAAAAUUGCCAAAAAGACUUUGAAAUCGAUUCCUUCCGAUAGGUUCUUAUUGGAGACGGAUUCACCUGACGGGUUACCAAAAUCAGAUGAGAGUUCUUCGGAUCCAAAACCAACUCUCAAUGAGCCUGCAAACAUUCUUGCUGUACUAGAUUAUGUUGCAAACCUGUCAAACAUGAAGAAGGAAGAGCUUGCGGAGUUAAGUUAUGUGAAUUCUGUGAGGUUGUUUUCUUAUCCAGGUUCUAAAUUGCUUACAUACCAGUAAAAAUGGCGUCUCUCUACAGAAUUGUAACAUCAUCUCUGAUCAAAGAGACAAAUAAAAUCAUCUUCUGCUUCUGCUGUUGUGUGUUAUUAUUUGUUUGUUCGUUGAUGUGUUUGUGACAAAACUCAAUUCAAUACCAAAAUCGUCUCUCUUAAUUGUUGUUUAUGUUGCUUACUUGGUAGAAGUUGUAACUAUGUAUCGUUUUCUUAUUGUCUUGUGUAAACCAUAAUAUCAUAACAGUAUUCCCUUUCUGAA
Molecule: messenger RNA, 1598 nt
Organism: Arabidopsis lyrata subsp. lyrata
Lineage: Eukaryota; Viridiplantae; Streptophyta; Magnoliopsida; Brassicales; Brassicaceae
Exons: 7
Coding region: 528-1346 (272 amino acids)
Molecular function (GO): hydrolase activity, acting on ester bonds
Source: RefSeq, a predicted model, not a curated record